AUGACUGAAGAAAAAAAUGAAUUUGUCCCGGAUUGGGCUGAUACACCUAACGAUAACGAAAAAAAAGAGCGUAAAAGCACAGCUGUAGCAUUUGGUGCAAAUAAGGACCCGAAAUGGUGGGAUAUCAACACAUUUAGCAAGGAGGAUAAUCCGCAUGGUCUUCUUCAAGAAUCCUCAUUUUCGUGUCUUUUCCCAAAAUACCGCGAAAAAUAUAUUCGAGAGUCGUGGCCGCUUAUCGAAAAAGCAUUUUCGGAGCACUAUUUGAAAGCUGAUCUCGAUCUUCUUGAAGGCACAAUGACGGUGAAAACGACGAGAAAAACAUGGGAUCCGUAUAUUAUAAUGAAGGCUCGUGAUGUUCUCAAAUUAUUAGCACGCAGUGUUCCCUACGAGCAAGCAAUUCGAGUACUCGAAGACGAGAUAUUCUGCGAGAUCUUGAAAAUCUCGUCUAUGGUUAGAAACAAGGAGCGCUUUGUGAAACGACGAGCUCGUCUCAUUGGUAACGAAGGCGCCACUCUCAAAGCUUUGGAGCUUCUUACCAAUUGUUACGUAUGUGUUCAAGGAGGCACUGUGUGUGCUGUAGGCAACCUUCCUGGAUUAAAACAAAUUAAUCAAAUUGUAACCGAUUGCAUGAAUAAUAUUCAUCCAAUCUACAAUAUCAAAACGAUGAUGAUCAAACGUGAAUUGGCAAAACGAGAAGAUUUGGCGGAUGCGAACUGGGAGCCAUAUUUGCCGAAAUAUCGAAAGAAGGUGCAAGCAGCGGCCAGCACGAGAGAAGCGAAGAAGAAGAAGGCGAUGAAGAUAAAGAAGAAGGGCGAAUACACUCCGUACCCACCUGCUCCAGUUCUUAGCAAGAUUGAUAAGCAGCUUGAAUCGGGAGAAUACUUUAUUCGGGAAAAUGAGCGCAAACUAAACAAGAAGCGCUCGAAGAUUGAGGCGUCAGUCGUCAAAUCUGCCGAGAAUCAACAGAAGAAGCUCAAGGUUUAUCAAGCAAAGGAAGAAGCACCACGAGAGAAGGCAACGAGAAAACGAGAAGCUGCUCCUUUGGAUCUUGAGAAACUCAAGAAGAAGGCUAAAAAGAACAAAAGCUGA
This is a messenger RNA of Caenorhabditis bovis, 1089 nucleotides long. NCBI's taxonomy places the organism in Eukaryota, Metazoa, Nematoda, Chromadorea, Rhabditida, Rhabditidae. The record is from the annotation of a GenBank genome assembly.